UGGAGGCUUUGCUGCUCAUCACUCAGUCAGUGAGCAACAACGUUCGACUGAAAUGGCUGCAGCUCUGUCCCGCGCCCUCAAACUGCCUGGGAAGAAGGGCUCAGAGCUGGGCGAGUACGACCCUCUGACCCAGGCCGACAGCGAGGACGACAGUGAAGAAGACGACCUGGUGCUGAACUACCCCAGGAACGGCCUGGGUCGGGACCACUGCCACGGCUCCUCCAAGCCGAGAGGUGGCAGGUCUGGGCGGCACAUCACAGCGGGGGACGACGCGCCAGACGAGGAGGACGAGUGGCGGGAGCAGCCACUGAGCAAGAGCGGGCAGGACGGGGACCAGGCCAAGCCCUGGGGCCCAGCAGGCGAUGACGGAAGAGGUCCCCCAUCGUCAGGUGGACCUGGGAGUUGCGAGGCCGAGGAGAAGCGGCUGAGGAUCAAGACCGCCGUCCGGACGCUGUGUUUCGUGGUGCCGCUGGUGUGCGCCGGGGCGUUGGUGCUGCUCUGCGCUUUCCUGAUUCCCUGCCGCAACGGAGGUCUGGCCAAGAGGUCGCAGUGGGAGCGAGCACUGGGAGAGGCAGGAGGUGUCACGCCACCUGCCCUGACUUUAUGGGACAUCGACGGAGACUCGGUGGACGACAUCAUUCUGGGAGUUACGGACUGGACCAACGGCUCUCAUCUGCUUCCGGCCAACAAAAUCUACAGUGCGGUGGCGCUAUCUUCCGCCCGCGGUCACAUGCUGUGGCGGAAGACCAUGAAGGAGACGGUGAUGUACAUCCAGUGUGGUCUGCAGCCGCCCUCCUCACAGCUGCCGGCCUGCCUGCUCAUCGGGAAGUCCAUCAUCGUGGCCGUCAACGUCACCACAGGGAAGACUUUGUGGUCUAACAAAGCUCUGAAGAACAUUGAGUCUCAGGCGGUCUUGCUUCCAGACCUCCAGGGAGACCUGGUCCCGGAUCUGCUGCUGGCCACGCUGCCCGAAGAUGAGACUCUGGACCUGUCUCUGACCCUGAUCUCCGGACUGACUGGGGAAAAACUUGGCCAGUCGGUGCCGUUCAACCUGACGGGCCAGGGGAAGCUGAUCGGCCCUCUGAUCCACGAGACCCAGCAGGGGUCCUACUACGUCCUCUUCGGCCUCGGUAACGUGGAGGCCGUGUCCCUGCGGGACGUCUACGCCCGCGCCACCGGAAGGCCGCCCGUCACUCCGCUCCUCCGGAGGAGGGAUCCUGUAUGGGAGGGACUGAAGAAAGCCAACUCGUCCUCCUUCAUCCACAUCUACAGAGGCUCAGAGCGAGUGGACUUCCUGCUCCCCCUGGUGGCGGGCUUCGGUAACAACCACAACUGCUUGGACCAGCUGUCCAACCGCAACUCCUCCAGGAGCGACUGGGUUCUGGUCUACGGCUCCAGCAAACUCUCCCUGCUCAGGCAGCGAGACGUUCACAAGCAGUGGACCUUCAUCUCGCCACCGCUCCACAGCCAGCCGGUCCCGGGUCACUUCAACGACGACGGCGUUCUGGACCUGUUCGUUCAGCACUCGGCUAACGGCGUCAUGAAGGCUCUGGUCAUCGACGGCGCCAACAGUCGGGUCCUGUGGUCCGAAGAGUUUGUGUGUCCUCGUCUAGUGAUGGAACCCUCAGCUGUCUUCACCUCAGGCAGCCAGUCCGCCUUCCUCUUCUGGGCCGGCGACCCCAUCAGAGCGCAGAGAAAUGUGUCCAGGCCCACGGUGUCUCCUGCUGCAGCGCCGCUCAUCAGGAAGCUCUUCCUGCUCCAUCCUGCGUUUCCCACAAUCCUCCUGGAGCUCAACAGCACCACAGACACGUCCGUCACCUCUGCAGUGAGCUACCAGCCGAGUCAGAGUGACGCCACCUACAUCAGCGUGUCGUCGCGGCCCACCACCGACUCCGAGUCCGGGACCCGGGUCAUCAGGAGCAUCGGCCUCAGAGCCGCGAUUAGCAGGGCCCAUCUGGUCCGGCUCGGGAACCAGGAUAAGACCGGGCCGGACAAACCCGGAACCCUCGAGGUCACCAAGUUCUUCAGACGUCUCGCCUUCACACACCCAUGAGGACCCGCUGCUGCCACCUGUGGGAGGUCCGCGCCACUGCACCCAGGACGUCGUUUUCGUCAUCAAGAAUCAAAAGCUGUUUUCGUUUUAGCUGCAAGCACGUGUUUACUUUUGGUGCAGAAUCUUCUCUGGUACUGAUUCGAACUGAAGUCUCCAGUUUGCACUUUAAUGUUGUCCGUUCACGAACGAAGCACAAGGACACACAGAGUAGUCGCCAUGAGGACAACAAGCUUGUUGCCUGAUGUUUCUGUAAAUAUGUGAGGAUGUACAGUAUUUAAUGUAAAAUGCGUUUUAAAUAUCCACUCUGCUGUUUUGUCUGAAAUACUGCUGUUUUUUUAUGUGGAAAUACAUUCAGACAGGAGCCAGAAGAACUCGUUUUUCAUGUCUUCGUGUUCAUCAAUAAUUUGUCAGUUUUACUUUGUUUACUGAUUUAAUUGUGAUACUGAAAUUGUUAGCAACUUCUCAGACUGUUUUUUUUUUCACUCGAGGAGGCGUCAACAUGUUCUUGA
Messenger RNA from Synchiropus splendidus (mandarinfish), 2562 nucleotides. It is a transcript of the gene fam234b, whose product is annotated as family with sequence similarity 234 member B. Lineage: Eukaryota; Metazoa; Chordata; Actinopteri; Syngnathiformes; Callionymidae. The record is from RefSeq and is a predicted model, not a curated record. Bases 53 to 2053 code for a protein of 666 amino acids. The transcript is spliced from 13 exons.